Messenger RNA from Nylanderia fulva, 1800 nucleotides. RefSeq names its product transmembrane protein sting (gene Sting). Gene Ontology annotation, cellular component: autophagosome; endoplasmic reticulum membrane. Gene Ontology annotation, molecular function: cyclic-di-GMP binding; 2',3'-cyclic GMP-AMP binding. NCBI's taxonomy places the organism in Eukaryota, Metazoa, Arthropoda, Insecta, Hymenoptera, Formicidae. The record is from RefSeq and is a predicted model, not a curated record. Gene Ontology annotation, biological process: autophagosome assembly; positive regulation of type I interferon production; positive regulation of macroautophagy.
UAAUUUAAAACAAAUGACAUGGAAAACAUUAUACAAAGCAUUGACGUUACAAUCAUGGGUUCAAUUUUCGCGCGAUAAACCUGAAAAAGUAAAUAAUACAUAGAUGGGCAAGUAUACUUUUCUUUCCAUCGUGUUCACACGGGACGUGAAGAAAUGGACCAAUUGAAUUGCCCGAUAUCGAGGACGCCAUAUUGUACAUUCUAGGCGCACGAUUGGUUGAUAUUAAUUUAUGUAUCUGAUAAAAUGCAAACCAAACAUGUUUCUUAUCUAUUCCCCGAAGUUCUAUCUUGCGCAAACAAUUUCGCGCCUGUCCGCGCCUUUUCUCAGAUUCGUUCAAAAACCCGUCAGCCGGCAUGAGCUAUCAAACGACGAGCGAUUCAAAGCUAUCUGUCAAAAUGGAAAUCGAAAGCUACUCAUCGUCUGAUUGUAAAUUGGAGAUUUAUCUGCACAGUAUUAUCCUUGUCACCGUCUUCGCCAUCCCCGUGAUUUACAAAGAGAAGAAAGACGGUGCGAUUUCGUCGUUGAUCACGACGUGUUACACUAUAUCGAUAUUUCUCGUAAUAUUUGUAUUUUGCGAUGUAAUACUGCGUCUGUUUCGAACGAUAGUUUCGUUGACAAGUGCGAAUUCGCAGUCCGGACAAGGAGUAAGUCAUAACUUCGCCCUGAACACCGCGUCUACAAUAGUAAUCGUUAUCAGCGUGCUAUUUUUUCUCAUUGUAUCGACGAUCAUCGUUCCAGGAUAUCCGUUGAAUCACGUAUGGGACUUUAGUCCCUGCGUCAGCAUCCCAUCCAUAAUAUUUUCCUUCUACUUGCUGAGGAUAACGAAUCUGGCCCAGUGGGAGAAGAGUCCACAGCUGGAUCUUGAUGCUAUGAAGGGUCUGGAUUAUGGUACGGGUAUGGCAUACAGCUUCUAUUAUGGUUAUUUGCGAUUGGUCCUACCGAAUGAAGGCACCACUGACAGCAAGAGCAUUAUUGACAGGAUUGAAAAUUUCGAGGACAUGCACAAUGUGACUUUCCCGGUGCACAAAUUGUUCAUCUUGAUACCAUCAUCUGGGUAUAUUCCACCAAAUUUAAAGGAGGCAUCGGAUCAAUGGAUGGAGAGUGUGCGUGAAUUGGAAGAGGAAAACCGUGAUCGAGCCGGUACGAUAAAAAGAAAGUACCACAAUAGUGCCUACAAGAUAUAUUCGAAUGGAAAAAACUCGAAUGCUAAUCCGAUAUAUGUGGUGGUGGAAGGUGCGACACCGUUGCUAACAUUUUAUGAAGUACAAAAGCACAAUCAUCCAGAAUCCACUGUAUACAAACAAUACAUAAAUGAGAUUACUAUGAAGUUUUAUCAGAAACUACAAGAAAUUUUGGAAAGUGAGCCAAAUACAAGAAAUUUGUGUGAAUUAAUUUAUUACAAUGAUUACGAUGCGAAAGGAACUAGAGUUAAUGUUGCAAAGGUAAUCUUAGAAAGAAUAUCUGAAAUAACAAAGUCCACAUAAGUUUUAAAAGUUGAGCAUGUUUUUGUAAUUUUUAAAAUAAAUUUUCUAAGAUUGUUAUAUAUAUAUAUAUAAAUAUAUAUAGAAGAUAUAAUUAAUAACUUAUUUGUGAUCACUUUUAUGCUACAUUUGAGCCAGAGAUUAUAUUAUAUUGUCUGAGCAGAGAACUGACUUUUUAUAUAUAACCCUUUUUAGUGUAGUGUCAAAGUGACCAAAUUUGUUGCAAGUAUAUAUGACAAUGUUGAAUAAAGUUACAUAAUUUAAAACUUAUGUUAAUUAAUUUUUACUAUUUUGACAAAUAUUAAUCUUGCUUUUUAUA